AUGUCCUUUGUCAAGUCGGGGUACCUCUUGAAGGAAGGGUCGGGCCAAGGGCUCUUCCAGAAGAAGAACUGGAAGCGCCGGUACUUUGAGAUCACGUCCAGCACGCUGCGCUACUCAGUGCUGGAACAAGAUGCGAAGGCGCGCGGGCAGAUCAACCUCGAUGGGCUCUCGGGCAAGGCGAUCGAAACGCUGGCGCCGGAAACGGGCGCUGACGUGGCGCUACCAACGUCGCAGUGGCGCUUCGUUGUGGCCACGCACGACCGGCGCCUCGUC
Saprolegnia parasitica CBS 223.65 is the source of this 273-nucleotide messenger RNA. RefSeq lists its product as hypothetical. The annotation marks the transcript as partial. The record is from RefSeq and is a predicted model, not a curated record. NCBI's taxonomy places the organism in Eukaryota, Oomycota, Saprolegniomycetes, Saprolegniales, Saprolegniaceae. The transcript has a single exon.